CGGCGGGAGCGCCCCCGUCCCCCCGGAGGGACCGCCGGGCCGAGGCGGCGACAGCAGCGGCAGCGGCGGGGCCGGGAUAGAGUGGCCAGGGCGGGGCUGCGCAGCGCAGCCAGGGCCCACCGAGCUCUUCAUCUCCCAGCGCGGCCCGGCCGAGUUCGCCGCGCCCCUUGGGCCUGGCAGGGUCACCUUCAUGGGCGGGCGGCAGCGCGGGGUGCCCGGGGCCUGGUGAAGCGUCGCCUAGGCAAAGCGAGGAGCGGAGGCGGCGGGACCUGGAGCGAUGUUCGUGCAGGAGGAGAAGAUCUUCGCGGGGAAGGUGCUGAGGCUCCAUGUGUGCACCAUGGAGGGUGCGGAGUGGCUGGAGGAGGUCCCCGAGGACACUACGGUGGAGAAGCUGAAGGAGCGGUGCCUGAAGCACUGUGUACCUGGGAGCCUGGAGGACCCAAAAACCGUGACACAUCAUAAGUUGAUCCAUGCUACUUCUGAGAAGGUGCUGACAGACACCAAAACAGUGUUGGAGGAAAACAUUCAGGAUAGAGAUGUCUUGCUUUUGAUCAAGAAGCGUGCGCCACCUCCGCUCCCCAAAAUGGCAGAUGUGUCAGCAGAGGAGAAAAGGAAACAAGAGCAGAAAGCUCCUGAUAAGGAUGCCAUCCUCAAAGCAACUGCAAACCUGCCCUCUCGCAGCGUGGAUCGCACUGUGGCCCAUCACAACAUGAGGGAUUUUCCUUUCUUGCAGUUCCAGACAGAGCUCCGGAAGAUCUUACUGUCUCUGAUAGAAGUUGCACAGAAAUUGCUAGCACUGAACCCAGAAGCAGUUGAAUUGUUCAAGAGAGCAAAUGCCAUGCUGGAUGAGGAUGAGGAAGACAGAGUGGAUGAGAUAGCUCUGCGACAGCUUACAGAAAUGGGGUUUCCAGAAAGCAGAGCUGUCAAAGCCCUUCGGUUAAAUCAUAUGUCAGUGACACAAGCCAUGGAGUGGUUGAUAGAACAUGCAGAUGACCCUGCAGUGGAUGCUCCACUUCCAGGCCAGACUGCAUUAGAAGCCACAGAUGAAGCUGGUGCAUCCUCUGCUGAAGCAACUGCGGGUCCUAGUGCAGAGGCAGGUGGGGAAGAAGCCAAGGAUGAGCUGACAGAACUAUUCAAGAAGAUCCGGAGGAAAAGAAAGUUUCAUCCAGACCCACGAGCUGUCAUUGCCCUGAUGGAGAUGGGAUUUGAUGAAAAAGAAGUGGUAGAUGCACUCAAAGUGAACAACAACCAUCAAAAUGCAGCUUGCGAAUGGCUGCUGGGAGACAGAAAGCCUUCUCCAGAGGACUUGUAUAAGGGCAUUGACACCAAUAGCCCUCUCUUCCAAGCCAUCUUAGAAAACCCAGUGGUACAGUUAGGGUUAACCAACCCUAAAACUCUACUAGCCUUUGAAGAUAUGCUUGAAAACCCCAUGAACAGCACUCAGUGGAUGAACGAUCCAGAAACUGGGCCUGUCAUGCUGCAGAUCUCCCGAAUCUUCCAGACGCUGAACCGCACAUAGAGGGGGAUGCCAGUCCACUGUGCCACUUCCUGCUGCCCCUCACUUCACUUUCUCCUCAUCAGGAGGGCACGUGCAUUGCUUGGAGAGGGGGGCAGAUGGAAGGGGAAGGGGAGGAGAUCCCAUUGGAAAGGAUCUCUCACACAAGAGCUUAACGUAGUUACGGCCAACGGAAGUGAGCUGCCUUGUGGAUUUAGUGUUAGAGGUUUGAGGACUUGCUUCUGUUUUCAGGUAUUAGGUUUUAAAUAAAAUAUAUCCAAACAUAAAAAAAAUAGGAAAAGGUUGUGUGAAAACAAACAAGAAUCUGAUUGUUGGAAAGAAGCAGGAUCACAACUUGUUCCAAAGGCCUGUGACAGUAGUUUUCUAAGCCAGUUUUGCUAGCGUCUGGCUAGUGUUUACAAAAGGUCACUGACCACUAGCACAGGAUAUUCAUCAUCUCCAUACAGUAUUAAUUUAUGGUUAAAUCAAACUAUACAGUGCUUUUAAAAAUUGAUUCUUAGAAAAGGUUUGGGUUUUGUUGGGUGUUUGGGGUUUUUUUUUUGGAAGUCCAAAUACUGGGAGGGCAAACCCAUUUCUAUCCAGACUCGUUUAUCCUGCAGUAUAAUUUAAACAGAAUCAUCCAGAGGUGAAAUUCUUUGAUAAAUAGCAUUACUUUUUCCUAUUUAUUUUCUGUGUUGGUGGCAUUGCAGUCCCACACUGGUUGUACUUGGAGGAGACUCCGGCAGCCACCUUAAAGAUGCAGGAUCUCCUUCACAACACAGCUCACUUUGCCAGGAUUUGGAUUCUUGAGUAGGCUGCAGUUCACAAGUUCAGUCUCUGCCAUAUCCUAGUGCAAGGAGGGAGGGAGAGAUUCACUUGGUGGAGUCUGUUUUUCUGUGCACAGCUUUAGAAGGGGACACUUGAGGUUUUUUUUUUACUUUGUUUACAGAAAGGCAACUAAUUUGCAUGGAGCUUUCUUUGGUGAUCUGUAAAGCAGCAGCACCCACUUAGGCUUUUCUCUCCUUCAGCACAUUUAAAUGCACGCUUCAAGUUGUUGUUUUCUUUUGAGGUAAGAGUGGUUUUUGUCAGUGCUUGCUUUUACCUUGGAAACAUCAAGAAUGUCAGGCUGUGUCUUUUCCUGUUUUGUCAGAAUGACCUCAGGUUUCAAGGAGUUGUGAGCUUCUAAGAGCAGAACUCACUAUGAGUAUCCAGCUAGUUUUUUGUGACUGAGCUCAGCAGGUGCUACCUUUUUAACACUCUGACCAAAAAUGGGAUUUCUUUUCAAAUUAGUGGGGCAAAACAGCUCAGGUUUCUCAUGAUCCUUCUCCUGUCUUCUGCUUCACAGCCCCCUGUUUACUUAAUCUUUUUUGAAAGACAGGCUAGGCAAAACCUGCCUCACCAAAAUGCAGAGUAACCAGGUGGAGACCCUAUCCUUUGAACAGCACAGAGGUGUCCUGUUGGAGAGAUCCCAGCCAACUCUGCAGCUCACCUUGUGAGCUCCCCUUGUGUGGUGUUGUGCAGUUGGGAUUUUUAAACAAAAAUGCAACAAGAUGCAACCUGAAACCCUACAACAAGUUUUGGCCUGAACUUGGCAUCUCACCUGUGUUGUUAUGCAGCUGAGGUGCUGAAGUUGCCAAUUUCACAUAAUUAAUAUGAAGGGUGGGGAGAUGAAAACAGCAUGAGAUUUUAUCUGCACUUACUAUCCCAGGAUGAUUUCUUUUGUAAUUUGUAAUUUCAUAUAAAGCUUUUACAGUUCA
This is a messenger RNA of Pogoniulus pusillus (Red-fronted tinkerbird), 3252 nucleotides long. It is a transcript of the gene UBAC1, whose product is annotated as UBA domain containing 1. Gene Ontology annotation, cellular component: ubiquitin ligase complex. The transcript is spliced from 10 exons. Bases 278 to 1519 code for a protein of 413 amino acids. Gene Ontology annotation, molecular function: protein binding. Lineage: Eukaryota; Metazoa; Chordata; Aves; Piciformes; Lybiidae. The record is from RefSeq and is a predicted model, not a curated record.